Molecule: messenger RNA, 3460 nt
Organism: Spodoptera exigua (beet armyworm)
Lineage: Eukaryota; Metazoa; Arthropoda; Insecta; Lepidoptera; Noctuidae
Source: the annotation of a GenBank genome assembly
UAAGCCAUCGGUUAGCGGAGUUGCGGCACUGUUGAAUUAUUCUUUACUUAUUCGUAAAGUGGUCGUGACAAGUGUUGGACAGUAUUAAAAAAGUAAAAUGCCGCACGUUUUGGUGAAACUAUCGACUCAGCUCUUGGCGAAGAGCAAUGUGGAUUUCAUGAACAUUGCUUCUAGGGCAAACAGCAAUUUCUGGAGCAAUGUGCAGAUGGGUCCCCCUGAUGUCAUUCUUGGGGUCACCGAGGCCUUCAAGAAGGACAAAAGUCCUAAGAAAGUAAACCUUGGUGUUGGUGCCUACAGAGAUGACAACAACAAGCCAUAUAUUCUGCCAUCUGUCAGACAGGCAGAGGAAAUCAUCUUUAAGAAGUGUUUGAACCAUGAGUAUGCUCCCAUUGGUGGUGAUGCAACUUAUGCUAAUCUUGUUGCCAAACUUGGCCUCGGUGACAACAGUUUGGCCAUUAAAGAAAAGAGAAAUGUGACUAUUCAGACAUUAUCUGGUACUGGUGCCCUGCGUGUUGGAUUCGAAUUCAUCGCAAAUCAUUACAGCCACUCCAAGGAGAUUUGGUUGCCUGCACCAACAUGGGGAAACCACCCUCAGAUCUGUAAUAUGUUGCGCAUUCCUCACAAGAAGUACCGCUACUACGACCCUCGCACUCACGGUUUCGACCUACAGGGUUGCUGUGAAGAUAUCUGUUCCAUACCACCUGGCUCCAUCAUUCUGCUACAUGCGUGUGCGCACAAUCCUACCGGAGUCGACCCUAAACCCGAAGAAUGGCAGACAUUGUCUGAAGUGAUUAAAGAGAAGAAAUUGCUGCCUUUCUUCGACAUGGCGUACCAAGGAUUCGCGACUGGCAACGUUGACAACGAUGCGUUCGCUGUGCGGCUUUUUGAAAAGGACGGACAUCAACUAAUGUUGGCUCAGAGUUUCGCCAAGAACAUGGGAUUGUAUGGUGAACGUGUUGGUGCGCUCUCGUUUGUGUGCGCCGACCAAGACACUGCCGCCAAUAUUAUGUCGCAAGUGAAGAUCUUAAUCCGUACGCUGUACUCGAAUCCGGCCAUUAAUGGAUCACGUAUCGUCACCGAGAUCCUCUCCAACCCUGAACUUAGGGCCCAAUGGUUAUGUGAUGUCAAAGAAAUGGCAGACCGCAUCAUCAAUAUGCGUAAGAAGCUGCGCGAAGGUAUCGAACGCCGUGGCAACAAGCUUAAAUGGCAGCACAUCACCGACCAAAUCGGCAUGUUCUGUUACACCGGACUCAAACCUGAUCAGGUCGCACGAAUUACAAAGGAUUUCCACAUUUACCUAACGAAGGACGGUCGUAUCUCCGUCGCUGGCAUAAGUUCAAGUAACGUUGACUACGUCGCCGAGGCCAUUCACAAGGUCACCUCCUCCUAAUGCAGCGUGUCAAAACAAAAUUGGGUACUUGUCAAACACUACUAUUUUUUUUAAUUCUUUCUUGCGUAAAAAGUUUUUUCCGAAUUUGCACUGAGUAUUUAUUUAUAAGAAGACUUGCUGUUAUUGUUUUUCAUAAUACAUUGAGUACUUUCAGAAAGAAAUUAUACAUAUUUACUAAUUAAGAUGAGAUUGAGUUUGUUUGUUCCGAAAUUUCACGGAUUUCAUUUUGUCAGUCUGCGGGAAUAAUUGUUUAUUAUAAUUCAGGAGCGCGUAUUUAUUUUUAAAUAUUUUGUUUCAGCAUUACAUAAGCUACUCUUACUAGUGUCGCGUCGUGUCCGUUACGUCGUUCGCAUCUCACAUUCAAUGUACCGAAAGAGCACAGUAUUUAUGAAACCAGCUUGUUAACAUUUAAUAUUUUUAUUGCCUUUAUGAUAUACUUUUGUAUUUUAUAUGUAUAUUUUAUUUUUUAAAUUAAAAAGUGUUUGUACCCCUUGUUCAUGAAAGCAUUUCGUAAGGUUGACUUGUUUCCUGAGAUUACAUAAGUAAAUAUAUUUUUAUUGUGAUGGAAAUUGUUAAAGUUAAUCAUAGUUCAUGAACAAAGGGCUGAGUUUAAGCAAUCAUUCUUUUUUUAAUUACGCUUUUUUUUCUUUAGUCUUGAUUUAGCUAAGUAAACACCUCAACAAUUCGAUUAAAAUUUUAUUCGUUAAAAUAAGUAGAUAAAAUGAACUUGCGAAAACAGGAAAUUGUAUCAACAUGUUUGAUUCUACGACGGUACUAAGUAUUUCUACGCAAAAUAUUUACAGCUGACGAAAGAAAUAAACAACCUUAUUCUAAGUUUAUUACACAAUCCGAUGCAGGUCAAUCGUUAACAUCGCCUUGAAAUUUAACAAGAAUGUACAAUACUUACUAAACUCCUUAAAGGACACAUUACAUAAUAAUAGGGAACACAUUUUAUCCACAAUUCGUAUAUUAUUGUGGUAACAAUGCAAUCUUAAGCAUAUUCACCUGCAUCCAAUAUCCACAUAAACCUAUCAACAUUUUUCUAAACUAAACCAGUUUAUUGAAGGACAUACAUCAAUUACCGAAAAUGCUUUUACGUACAUUAUUAUUAUGAUACAAAAUAUACUACUACAUUUUUAAAGUUGACACACGUCAAUAAACAUAAUUAUUUUAACAUUAUAUGUACAAAUUUUCAUAGAACAAAUUACUUCCUAUUCAUGGCACAUUUCUUUAGAAUGUAAAACACACUCUCUUAAAGCAAGAAAUAUGUACCAUUAUUAUACACACCUCGAGUGUCGAGGAUCAGUUGUCUGUAGCUCCAAUCACUGGUUCUUCUCUCAGUGAGGACAUGCUUACAUACGUCUAGGGUACACAUACCGAUUACUUUCUAAGCUAAGCGGUGACGAGAUUGCUAUCCUUUGAAAAAACAAAGGACCAAGGGCAUGUAAAUUUGGAAAACCCCAAAUUCCACGUCCACAAUAAAUUUAAACAUCACAAUUCACAUAUCGUGUACAAUGUGACAUUCUUGUCUAAAUAAUAAUUAAACACAACCACAAACUUUUCCUAUAACUUGAAUUGAUUAGAAUUAACGUAAGUAACACGUAGCACCACCCUUUUCAAAAUUAUAAUUAGACAUACUGCCUGUCACUGAAUGUCUCCUCACAUCUGCAAACCUCGACCGCCGAUGCCAGAUUCACAGUUUCCCUUGGUAAGUCACACUGGGAACAUAAACACAGUAAUCCUGUGUUUGUAUACCUACACUAUUUUUUGUUGAUGUAAAAUACGGUUCGAGUAAUAAAGGAAUACGCUGCCGAUUCUGUACGUUGGACUCUACUAAAAUAUAUACUUACUACAGAUGGAUUAAUUACCGUAUAGCAACAAAAUUUUAAACAACAAAGGACUGGCUUGCUACUGGCCCACCAUUCGUAUUGCAGAUGCUGUGAUAGCUAUGCCUUUUCUAGUUUUAUUAUAUUAUAUUGAUUAGACACUUAAUCCCGCGCUAAAUUAGGCUUAUUAUAAUAAUGAAGGGCCUCUGUAUAUGAAAAAUCGAAGUUUUAGCUUAAUACAUGC